UUUUUUAUUCACAAUUUGUACAGUGUCCCAACUUUUUUGGAAUCGGGUUUGUAUUAUGUAAACACAAACUUUUAUUUUAGAUGCAUUUAAUCGAGAUUAACCGUUUGACAACACCAAUUGAGCACAUACAAUUUUUUUCUGCACAUUUUUAGAAGUAAUGCGCAUCUCAGCGUUUCCAUCCAGCUCUUUUAUGUGAUAUCCCAAAUUUUACAUAAAAGAGAUAGAUGACAACAUAGCUAGUGACUGAAUCCUUGUGACAGGAAUACAGUACACAUGAACAUACACACAUACAAUAAUUGUUUUUGUGCUAAAUUUAAAGUCCUUAAAGUCAUACAAUACAAUGUUUUUUUUUUUUUUUUUUUAUUUUUGAAACAACUUUAUUCAAAACUGUUCACUUUACUCAUUCUUUACUUCAAUAACCCCUAAUGAAAAAUAAAUAUAUUAAAACAUAUUUGAAAUACAUUUAUUUCAUGUGAAGUGCACUACAAAUACAUUUACAUAUCAUGUACUUAAUAAAAAUACCCUAAUUGUACUUUUGGUAACACUUUAUUUUACAGUGACCUUGUUACACAUGUUACAUGUAGUUACUGUAGUAAUAACUAUAAAUGAUGCAUAAUUACAGACAACUAACCUUAAGCCAACCCCUAUUCCUAAUCCUAACCCUAUAGUAAGUACAUGUAGUUAAUUAUUAUUACUCAGUGCUUAAAUGUAUAAUUGUACUGUAACACGGGUGCCUUAAAAUAAAGUAACCAUACUUUUAGUAUACUGAACUAGUAUAUUGAAAUGUCUGUUAAAUUGAAACAACUAAUUUUAUGCUUAAUGCACUUUAAUUGUGCAGAAGUAGUGUUGAGGUCCAACUAAAUAAUUACUUAAGUAUAUUUGAUUGUGCUAACGUGGAACUAUUGCAAGUAUACUUUAGCUACACUUUAAAUAUUUUGCAUUUACAGACAGAUAUUAUUCAAAUAUCAUACAAUCCUCAUCAAUAUUGGUAUUAAAACACAUUUUAGGCCUAAUAUUAAGAAAUGUGCAUUGUGCACAAGUAGUACUCCAAAUAAAGUUUAAUUUUAUAAUUUUAAUUUUGAUAAUUUUAAUUUUUUAUAGGUAAUUAUAGUUUAUUAUAGUUAAUUUUUUAUACAGUAAGUCUAAAGCCAUAUGUCAGUAAAUAUGUUAAUAGAUUUGAAAUGUAUUUAGUAUGACAUGCAUGUAUUUUAAAAUACUUUUUUUUUUUUUACUAGGGACAUUCUUGCAUAACUUUAGACUGUGUUGAUCUUAUUUCAGCAAAUUAUCCCCAGCUACUAACCCCAGUGGUUGUAACAGAACUCUUUGUGUUUGACAUUAACUCAUAUAAUCUGUAAUUGUGUUGAACAUGUCCAAGUGAGUUAUAUUUGUAGCAGACAAAUGUGGCUGUCAUGUAUUACAUUUUGAGAGAUACAGCACCAACAACCACUGGGUUACCGAUGCUCAAACAAAAGGUGUUACGUUCAUCCCCGGUCUCCCCCUUUCAUUACAAAUGCGUUUUAUACCUCCGUGCCUUGUGAUGUCCACAGUGUUGGCUGCCUAGCUGUAGGCAGGACCACUCUGCCACCUUGAGGUUAACAGCUUCCUGUGGUGGGCUUGAUCUGAUUUGUCUCAGAAGGAAACGAAUGCACCUCUCUCUUUCCCACGAGCGCUUUCUGUACAAACUGCAUGGCUGUCACUCUCCACUAGAUGGCACAAUAGCAUCGUGGAGUCUAAAGUUUGUGUACUUGGCUGUCAAUAUUUACUGCACCUGAUGAGCGUCAAUAUCACCCCCGUCCCACCGUAAACAAACGUUUAAUAAGAAACAUUAGGAAAAAUAAGCAUAAUAAUAUAAUAUAAUAUAAUAUAAUAUAAUAUAAUAUAAUAUAAUAUAAUAUAAUAUAAUAUAAUAUAAUAUAAUAUAAUACGCCUUUGGAUAGGCCUAAAUGAUGACAUAUUUUCAUAUAUAUGCAUAUGCAUAUUGAAUAAGUUUUGGCAGGUAGCGCUGAACAAAACUCCGGUUUGUCAAUAGAAAAAGAUGUUAAAAACAACACAAAUCGUACUACUAAUUGCCGUUAAUUGACCAUGAUAGCCGUACUCCAGUAGAGAGGAGUGAGCCUGAUUAAGAUAAUUAAGAGAGCCUUUUGUAAACUGGUUCAAGUAGGCCGAACACCUUGAAAGCAGCGUUGGACGCCCCAUAGUUUUGACACUAAUUGUUAUAAUUGCUCGCGCGGUUAUCAUCUCUGGUGCACAAACUACGCCCACCUGUGCUAACUUCAAACUAGAGAAAUGCGCGGUUGUCUGCUAAUUUAAGGAGGUUAAGGUAGGUCUGUUUCUUUUUUUUUUUUCAGUUCAAAAUGCGACAAGCUGACUAUGACGAUCGUUUUUACGAAGUUUUAGAUGUAAACGCUCGUUGGAAACAUAAGGUUGAAAAGGAAUAAAGUGUAAAAAGUUACGAAUGUGUUGUUGGCAUUAAAUAAAACUAAAACUAUCAGACAUUGCACACUAGAGGAGCUUUUUGUCUUGUCAUUUGAAAAUAUAUUCAGACUUGUGACCACCAGAAGACGCUGUAUUCCCUCGUGUUAAAUGUUUUGGCUCAUCCUAAUAGCCCAUGGUUUGUGUUAUUCUGAAUCCGUAUCAUCUUUUGGUCUCCUUUGGUAUUACUAUUGUGGCGUAAACGUAGUUUGACAGAUUUAUUGUGGAUUAAGUAUUAGAUAUAUGUAAGGAAUGACCAGUAUGUUUGUGUUCCUGUUAACUCUUCAGGGCGGCUGGUUAUUUCAGAUUAACACUUAGUGUUCCACAAGAUCGCAAAGAAACAAAGAGCGUAAAAAAUACAAUUUUCGAAAGGCAAUUGAAUUCAGGUAGAAAACAUCAAAGCAAAAAAAUUAAACAAUUAAAAAUGCGACAGAAUUUGUAUUUCUUGUUUUAAUAAAGUGGUUAAACUCGCAAUGAUUUCAUAUUUAGAUUUGCAUUUUUUUGGUUGAGCUGAUGCUGUAGACUUUCGGAAAAUGAAUAUCACGAUAUCUUUACAAAAGGAAGAACACAGUUGUUUAUUUUUUAGCUAUAACUCUGUAUUAAAAUUAUAUAUAUAUAUAUAAGUAAUCCCUGACUGCUGAAGACCAUAAGACCAACUGUUUCCAUCUAAACCUGCUUAAGGUUUUCUUUUAACAAGCCGUUUUUGUUCAGAAGAUUGCAGCGCUCAGCGGCGAAGACUCUCGAUGAACGCUGGUCUUGAUAAAAACGAAAGUUUACGCCAAAUAUUUAAGUCUACAAUUUGAGAAUCUUAUGUUUUUUGUUUUAUCCAAUAUAGCCGAACUCACGGUGUCCCAAAAGGUUUGUUUGCUUCUCUAUUGACAAAUUUAAAUUUGAUAGGAUGGGUUAUUGUAUAAGUAAAUUAAUGUUAGAGCCACGACGAAAAAAAAAAAAAAAUGAAAACGUAAUUAUUAGUUGUAAUAGUUAGAGUAAAAUAUUAGCCUAGCAUAAGACAACGCGUUGUUUUGUAAAUAGCUAAAAUCAACUGUUAUAUUUGUUACAAAAUAAAUAUAAAAUAGCUUAUAAGAUUAAUAAUAAUAAUAAAAAUGAAAUGAAAAAACUUGUCCAAUCAUACAAAUUUCUGUAAAAUUGCUCUUCUGUCCAGCCAUAUUGAGGGAGACCUUUAGGGCGUCGAUCGGGGAUCGCACUGCAUGGUAAGCUAUGCAUUAUUGAACUUACACGGAGAUACUUCAGGACUUACUCAGGUUAUUUCAGCGUUGUUAACUUUACCUGAGAGCCUCUCCUCCUCCCGAGUUCAUUUCCCUCAGUACCGCGUGUCUGAGCCGAGUGGAUGGGAAUUUGGACGACACGCUGCCUAUGUCCAAUAAUAUCAAACGGAAACGGGCUUAAUCAUUUACUUGGCCUCUUAACACGCUCGUAUGUAUUUAUUUAUUUGUCAGUCAGUGUUCCUGAGUCGUCGCAAGGGCCCUUUGCAUGUUUGAGUACGAUGGAGCAUAAUACAAACACGCCUGCAAUCACCAGAAGCCUCUUGUGGCCAUUAAAAGUCAGUAGUUCAACUCAAGUUUUUUUUUUCUCUCUCAGAGAAACUGAGUGGUUCUCAAAGUCUGAAGUCCGCAUAUGCACUCACAUCAAGGGGCCCUUAUAAACAUCACUCCAACUGUCAAUAUUUCAUCCUUCGCCGUGUUCCUUGCAAGCCGCGAAAUAAACAGCCUCGCUCUGAAAAUGAACUAUGGACGAAUUAAUUUUACGCACAGGUGUUGUUACACGCGUAAAUGUUUUCGGGGUUGGGGGAUGGCACGGGUAGCUGAAGACCGCGUAAUAGAAAAUGUGCGUGGGCGCACAGAUGAUAGCGCUGCUUUGUAUUGUUGCCCUGGCUGCUGAUGCCCCGCCUCUGAUGGAAGCCUUAAACCUGGCACCAAGCUAAAACAAACGAAAGUCAGCUUCGAGCUCCCACUCAAACCAAUUAAGGCGGACUCCAGUGCACACUCAUACGUUUCCAUCCUGCUGCAGCGACGGUGAAACAACAGGAACAGAGGAGCUGGCCAAAAAAAAGAAGGAGAGAUUGCCUUGCCUUCUAAUUUCUCCCUUUCCAACACAGAACAAUGUCGAUGAGCCCUAAGCAUACGACUCCUUUUUCUGUAUCCGAUAUCUUAAGUCCUCUUGAAGAGAGCUACAAAAAAGUGAGUAUGGAGGGGAACAACUUGGGGGCUCCACUUGCCUCGUACAGACAACCCCAAGUCACGCAAGCGGCGAUGCAGCAGCACCACAUGGGCCACAAUGGAACAGUACCCGCUGCUUACCACAUGACUGCAGCUGGAGUUUCCCAGCUGUCACAUACAGCCAUGGGGGGCUACUGUAACGGGAAUUUGGGCAACAUGAGCGACUUGCCGGCCUAUCAAGACGGCAUGAGAGGCAGCACGACGGCCACCAGCUGGUACGGAACGAAUCCCGACCCACGCUUCUCUACAAUCUCUCGUUUCAUGGGUUCCUCGUCUGGUAUGAAUAUGGGCAGUAUGAGCACUCUGAGUUCUCUGGCGGAUGUUGGUAAAGGCAUGGGUCCGCUGACCAGCACACCUCGCCGGAAGAGACGGGUACUCUUCUCCCAGGCGCAGGUGUACGAGCUCGAGCGACGGUUCAAGCAGCAGAAGUACCUCUCCGCGCCGGAAAGGGAACAUCUGGCCAGCAUGAUUCACUUGACUCCGACUCAAGUUAAAAUUUGGUUUCAAAACCACCGAUAUAAAAUGAAAAGGCAGGCCAAGGACAAGGUUUCCCAGCAGCAAAUGCAACAAGACAAUGGCUCCUGUCAGCAGCAGCAGCAGUCUCCGCGGCGGGUGGCCGUGCCAGUGUUGGUGAAAGACGGAAAGCCAUGCCAAGGCAGCAGCCAUACACCCAACACUGGUGUACAAAGCCACCAUCACCAGGGGGGAAACGUCAUGAUUAUGUCCAAUAACAGUUCUUCAAUGGGCCAGCAUCAAAGUCAGCAGGUAGGCAACGCCGGCCAGUCCCCAGAUCUGGGUCAACAUGCUGCAAGCCCUCCAUCUCUCCAAACCCAGGUGUCCGGCCUGUCACACCUGAACUCUUCCGGCUCCGAGUAUGGAGCCGCCUUGCCCUGCUCCGCUCUGCUUUACGGCAGGACGUGGUGACACCGGAACAGACUAUAAUACAAUAGCAAAACGACAGGUGGAUGCAGAUAAUCUGUAUACUCUGCUCAAAAAAAGACCAUGCGAACAGUGGCUGUGCUCUCCUUUCUGGAGGGAGAAGGCUGCGAGCAACACGAGGAUUGCCAAAUGUCAAAGGUAUCAAAUCUUUUAUUGUGAGGAUGAGCGCCAAAACAUCAUUAAGAAGAUGGAAUUAUUUAUAUACUACACUAGAUUUUAAAUGGAGACUGAUUGAAACACUAAAAUCACAAAUAUUCUGUCAUCCUGUUGGAUUUUUUUGAAAAAAAAAAAAAACAAUGAAGACGAACCCCUCACACUAAACUGAUUUCUUAUAGAUUUCAUUGUAAAACGUAGCUUGUAUAUUUCUGUAAAAGGUUUGGACUGAUUACAUAGUUUUUAGCGAUAUGUAUAUUGUACAAAAUUUUUAUCGAUAUUAAGGGUCACAUGUUUUUUUUCAGUUCCUUUGUUAUUUGUACGUUUAAUUUUCUUGUAACUUAUAUAGAUAUUUGACUUAAACGCAGUCAUACAAUCAUAUUAAUAAAUUAUGACAAUAACAAUAUCCUAACAAUACGUUUAUUUUAGAUUUUGGGUGUAAGAAUCUAUCACUCGGCGGUGGCCAACUGAACAUGAUUAAUACAAUUAAAACGAUUUUCAAAGUCAACAAACUUCCACACAAUUAGCCUUUACAUUUGUAGGCUCCUGAAUACUCAUUAGAGGGAUUUUUGCUGCAGUCGCACAUUGUUUUCAAUCGACGAUUUCUACUGUUUGUAAUGGAUAUUCCUUCAGGAUUGGACGGGCCUCCUAUAGUAAAGUGUUCAUUCUGCAAAUAGUUCUGUAGUUGUCUGUGUGUCGCAAAACUCAUGAAGUCACACCACAAACACUGUCAGAAGUUUAUUUUGCGUUUUAAAUGCUAAGUUUUUUACACCGUUGAAAAACCCGGAAAUCCAUUUACGUGCAAACUGACAAAGCAAAGCAAUUAUUAAAUAUUUUAAAACGCACUUUUUCAAACCAGUUUGAUUCAUAAUGGUAAAAGUUCGAUCCUAAGUUAAUUGUAUUUACUGAAUAGCCCAUUAAAUGAGUUGUAGCCUAUGCCUUUCCUAAGUAAACGAAGGUUUUGUAGAGACCUCUUUUUGGCGCUCUUUUUCGUUUAAAUAAUGAGUCAGUUCAGGUGAGGUCUCCACUCCUUGAGAGAAACUCACAUCAAACAAACGCUCCUAAAAGCUAACUUAUCAAUCACAUCGCUGUACAAACAACAGUAUUCUCCUAAAUAACUUUGCAAGACGAAAUAAACACACUUAUCAGAGCGCCGUCCAUCAAUACCGUGUUUGUGAAGAUCUGAGGUAAAAUCAAAUGCCCCCGUGUUUAGGUAUUGAUAAAGACCGUAAACAUCAGAGGGCUGAGGGAAGAUUGCGAGAAAAUUUGAAAGUGCGUGCCGAGAUGUCGCUAGUCCACACAAGGAAAUCAUUUAAUCAAAUUUGAGAUUUCUACUCGACAUUUUUACUACACGUUUUGACCAAAUAAAAAUGAAUUAGCCUAAAUAGCCCACGAAGGUUGUGUACUGGCAUACAAAGGCCGUGGGUCCAUUACCGAAAUAAGUCCGACUUUCUUUCUUUCUUUCUUUCUUUCUUUCUUUCUUUCU
Messenger RNA from Megalobrama amblycephala (Wuchang bream), 7287 nucleotides. RefSeq names its product NK2 homeobox 1 (gene nkx2-1). The record is from RefSeq and is a predicted model, not a curated record. Bases 4593 to 5633 code for a protein of 346 amino acids. Gene Ontology annotation, biological process: cell differentiation; regulation of transcription by RNA polymerase II. NCBI's taxonomy places the organism in Eukaryota, Metazoa, Chordata, Actinopteri, Cypriniformes, Xenocyprididae. Gene Ontology annotation, molecular function: RNA polymerase II cis-regulatory region sequence-specific DNA binding; DNA-binding transcription factor activity, RNA polymerase II-specific. Gene Ontology annotation, cellular component: nucleus. The transcript is spliced from 2 exons.